AUGGACGCGCCCUCAGAAGCUAAAACUGCAGGUCAACUAAUGCUGCAACGAAUCUCUCAAGAUGACGAUACUCAAGACGAUUAUCCAACCCAAAGUAUUUUCGACAGACCCGAAUCAAGAGAAGAAAACGGAUGGGCUAUCAAAAUAGAUCGCCAGGAAGUUUCAUCCGCAUUUCAUAAUUUGGAGCACAUAAGGAAAAUUACCAGGUCGAAUUUUGGAGAGAAUUGGGAGGGGAUCUUGACUAAGCAUUUUGGUAAAGCUGAUAGUACAUUGGGUCAGACUACUGGGGUAAGAUUAUCUGCUUUUGUUCUUUGGGAAGAAGAUGGUCAUUUUUACUACGCAAUGAAUACAAAGGCAAGCUUAUUCCUGACACAAGUCACGCAGAGUUUUGAUGGAAUAAUCAUUAGCAUCGAUUCGAAAUCCCCCUACUUCACUAAACAAUCAAAGGCGAUAGUGACAGGCGAGCCAGUAGACAACGUAUCAGCAACUACUCUCCAGACAUGGUCCGACAUAACCUAUCUCUCAUGGCAUGAAGAAUGCACUAAAACAUCCACCCCCCUCAAAAAUCUCAAACACAUAAUCCGAUCGCACAUCACCAAUUCCGAAACCCUCUCAGUAAUCACCGAGAUCCUGGAAGAAGAAAAAAUAAUCUUCCCACCCAACGGAUUGUUAGUCGAGAUCAAUGAUUCCAAAGGGUAUGGAGCUGCACUUCUGGGAACACCGAACGGGAAAGGUAUUGGAUGGUUACUUGCACAGCACAAGAAUCAGCUUGGGAAUGCGAAGAUCGUGAGUGUGGAGAUUUUCCACAGUUUCCAGGUGGGAUUUUUUGAUUGUGAUGAGGAGACGGGAGAAUUGAUUGUGAGAAAGGAAAAGAUGAGGGGGGCGGAGGAGCCUCGCGAUCGUCUGAAUUUGGACUUUACGAUACAGUGUGGAUGA
This is a messenger RNA of Botrytis deweyae, 936 nucleotides long. RefSeq lists its product as uncharacterized. The coding region runs from base 1 to 936 and encodes 311 amino acids. The record is from RefSeq and is a predicted model, not a curated record. Lineage: Eukaryota; Fungi; Ascomycota; Leotiomycetes; Helotiales; Sclerotiniaceae. The transcript has 3 exons.